Messenger RNA from Callorhinchus milii (elephant shark), 2163 nucleotides. RefSeq names its product F-box and leucine-rich repeat protein 6 (gene fbxl6). Gene Ontology annotation, biological process: SCF-dependent proteasomal ubiquitin-dependent protein catabolic process. Gene Ontology annotation, cellular component: SCF ubiquitin ligase complex. Gene Ontology annotation, molecular function: protein binding. Lineage: Eukaryota; Metazoa; Chordata; Chondrichthyes; Chimaeriformes; Callorhinchidae. The transcript is spliced from 10 exons. The record is from RefSeq and is a predicted model, not a curated record. The coding region runs from base 130 to 1860 and encodes 576 amino acids.
GCGGCGGCCAAUCGGCGUGCGCGAGCCGCGGUGGUGGGGGCGGGACCCCCGAGGCAGCGAUCAGUGACUGUUUAUUGGUGAGUUACAUUGGGUGAGGAGUGAGUUUGAUGAGGAGAGCUGAGCGGGCACAUGGAGAUACCCCACCACACCCUCAGACGCCCGUUGCCGAAACAGGGUGGCAGUGUGGAGAGCCAACGCCGGUCUAACACCAGAGUGGGCUCACUGAAGCCGGUCAGGAACCUCCGCAGGACCCUGAGGAGAAACCGUCCCAACUACACGGUGCACGAGACAGACAACGACAUGCUCCUGAUCAUCUCCAACGAGGAGGAGACGGACAGACGGCCCUCCAAGAAGCUGGGGGUCAGGAGGAGCACUGGUAGGCGGAACCCCAGCCGCAGGGUUAGAGUCAGGCUGCCUCCGAGCUUCUCUCGGCACCGGGUUUCCCUCAAGAAGGUCAGCUCGCGCAGCGCCAAAGCCCUGCACAAGGUGGGGGUGCCGGAGGUGAGGGAGGAGGAGAACGGGCUGCCUGAGGUGGACCGAUGGGGCCAGCAGCUGCCCGCCGAGGUCCUUGUGCACAUCUUCCACUACAUCGUGUCGUCGGAAGGGGCCGUGCCAUUCCUGUGCAGGGUGUCGCGAGUUUGCCGCCUGUGGUAUGGAGCCGCUGCUAGCCCCAGCCUGUGGCACAGAGUCACCAUCGGCUACUGCUGGGUACAGCCCGGUAACCAACAGCUUCCUCCCAUUCAGAGAAAGAUCCAGAACACUCUCGACUGGCUGCGAGUGGCAAGGUUUACACAGCUUCGGGAGUUUUCUCUCUGCCACUGGACCAAUCUCGUGGGUUACGUCAUGCAGGCUGUGACGGAGUCGUGCCCUCACCUGGUGUCUCUGUACCUCACUAACUGUGUCAGCGUGACCUCCGAUGUGUUUGAGCGGCUGGCCACACACUGCCCCAAGCUGGAGAGUCUGAACCUGCAGCAUUCUGUGAUCGACUCCGCGGCUGUGGUCAGCUACUUGGAAGCUGCCGGCCACAAACUGAAGCAGUUUCGUGUGACCUACAGCACCCGUCUGAACUCCAUCUUUAACGCCAUUGUGGGUGGCUGCUGCACUGAGCUACGGCUGCUGGAGGUGAACACCGAGAUCAAACAGAGCAAUGCUUACUUCCAGUUCUGUAUCGAGUUGCUUCAGGCCAGCUGUCCUAAGCUCCAGGUGCUGCGGCUGCUGAACCUGACCUGGUUCCCGAAGGGGAGUGGGGUGGCUGUGUCGUCGGGGGUGGGGUUCUGUCAGCUGGAGGAGCUGUGUCUGGCCACCUCCUCCUUCUCGCUGGUCACCGACGAGGUUCUGGGAAAACUGCUGUUCAUGUCCUGCCGUCUGCAGACCCUGGACCUGCGCGGCUGUUACCGCAUCACUGCCGCCGGACUGCAGCUGCUGCCCUGCCACAACUUGGAGAGGCUGUUCCUGGGGCUGUACUGCAGCACCACCAACCUGGUGCUGGCCAAGCAGGGCUCCGAGCAGAUGGCCCUGAAGUGGCGUCACUCACUCCGGGACCUGGACCUGACCGGCCAGUGCUACAAGGAGAAGGACCUGGAGCAGGCCAUGGGCAUCCUAGCCGGGCCCCAGGGCAACCACGUCCUGCGUUCACUCAACCUCGCCGCCACCAAGGUCACUCUGGACGCUAUCAGGGUGGUGGUGAGCAGCAGCCCAGCGCUCAGCUACCUGAACCUGACCUCCUGCCGCUGCCUGCCGCGGGGACUCAAACGCAUCUACCGCGGCGAAGAGGAGAUCCGACAGUUUGUCAACAAGCUACUGGCCAGCCGCGAGGACCUCAGCUCACCAGGAGAGACGGAGCGCCGGGCAAGGCACUGAGCCGGGGAGGGGGGGACGAGCUGUAGGACCCCCUCCCUCCUCGCUUCCCCCGGCACGCGUCUCCGGGCGAGCAGUGUGGUUGGGGCACGAUGGUGGGGAAAAGAAAUGUGUGCGUAUCGGGUUCUAUAGAGUUGGAAGCACAUGGGGUGAACGGAGGAUAGAAACAUAGGGAACAGCCCCACGCUGGAGCUCGCUCCACUCCAUUCCACUCCACGGUGUGCAGCAAUAAAGUGGUUAUCCAACUGUUCCUGCUGUGCCUCAGCCUCCUGCCUGCCGCAACCUCCCCCUCCUCCCCCACUGACC